UGACGGAAGGAAAAGUAAAAGGAUUGAAGCAGAAGAGAAAUCCAAGUUGGCGACUGGCGAGGGCCGUUGGAAAUUUGAGGCGACUCAGGUUCACCCGCAGAGAAGACGGCAUUUAAAUAGUUGUGGAAAAGGAAAGGAGGAGCGUCGAGGCAGGAAUGGAGCGAGAGCGGAAAGGCCGUUCCAUAGUACUGUUGCCAUCGCCAUUACAAGGCCACAUCGCGCCGCUACUGGAGCUCGCAGACAUCCUCUUCUCCCAUGGCUUCUCCAUCAUCAUCACCCACACCCUCUUCAACUCUCCCAACUCUACUGCCUAUCCUCACUUCACCUUCGCUCCCUUCCCCGAUCAAUUAUCCGAAUCCGAAGCCUCCACAUCCGAUCCUCUUCACCUCACCAACCUCAUCAACAUCAGAUGCGCGCCUCAUCUCACUCGCUGCUUGUCUCUUUUGUUAUCCGAUCCCUCCCUCGACCCUAUCGCUUGCUUGAUCUCCGACGCCGCCCUUCAUUUCACUCGAUCUGUUUGUGACUCUCUCCAUCUCCCCCGCCUCGUCUUGCGCACCGGUGGCGCAUCGUCCUUUCUGGUAUUCUCUUUGUUCCCCCUUUUGAGACGCAGAGGUUACCUUCCUGUUCAAGAGUGUAGAGGGGAAGAAGCCGUGGCAGAGCUUCCGCCGCUGAAAGUGAAAGACCUUCCAAAAAUUGAGACAAAAGAUCCGGAGGCAUUUUAUGAAUUCGUGUGUCGCAUGAUGGAUGAGCUCAAGUCGUCGUCGGGAGUAAUUUGGAACACAUAUGAAGAGCUGGAAUCAUCUGCAUUGGGGAAACUCACGCUAGAGUUUUCCAUACCCAUCUACCCGAUUGGCCCCUUUCACAAGCACGUCACUUCAGGCUCGCUCUCUUCCGGCGCCCUGAUGAUCCCGGACGAGAGUUGCAUCCCUUGGUUGGACACAAAAGAACCCAACUCUGUUGUGUACGUGAGCUUCGGCAGCAUCGUCGCAGUAACCAAGAGGGAGCUGGUGGAGAUGGCUUGGGGUUUGGCCGACAGCAAGCAGCCAUUCCUGUGGGUGGUCCGGCCGGGACUGGUGACGGGCUCCCCGUGGCUGGAAGCCUUGCCGGAUGGGUUUAUAGAGAGUCUGGGAGGAAGAGGGCACGUGGUGAAAUGGGCCCCACAGGGACGGGUGCUGAGUCACCCGGCAGUGGGAGCAUUCUGGACCCAUAACGGGUGGAACUCAACCCUGGAGAGCAUAUGCGAAGGGGUUCCGAUGAUUUGCAUGCCGUGUUUUGCAGACCAGAAGGUGAAUGCCAAAUACGCGAGCGAGGUUUGGAAGGUUGGGGUUCAGUUGGGGAAGGAGAUUGAGAGAGGAGAGGUGGAGAAGGGCAUCAAAAGAAUAAUGGUGGAGGAUGAAGGGAAGGCUAUGAGGGAGAGAGCGUUGCAGUUGAAAGAGGAGGCCAGUCUGUGUCUUAAACAAGGAGGCUCCUCCCGUCGUUCCCUGGAUCGCUUAAUCACUCACAUCUUGUCAUGUAAUAGUAAUAGACAGUGAGCAGACUCACUGCUACCGCUGCAAUAAGCUCGUUUCACUGCAUGCGGUUCUCUUGGCGGUUGAUUGGGAUGAGAUUAUGAGUCCGAUCAAUCAACCUGUAAUUUCGAGUCUCCAAUAAUCAAAGUACAAGACGACUCACCAGAGGGACGUGAAUUGUAAAAUAUAA
Molecule: messenger RNA, 1698 nt
Organism: Prosopis cineraria
Lineage: Eukaryota; Viridiplantae; Streptophyta; Magnoliopsida; Fabales; Fabaceae
Product: UDP-glycosyltransferase 76B1-like
Exons: 2
Coding region: 156-1532 (458 amino acids)
Molecular function (GO): UDP-glycosyltransferase activity
Source: RefSeq, a predicted model, not a curated record